This is a messenger RNA of Octopus sinensis (East Asian common octopus), 3321 nucleotides long. Its product is annotated as CCAAT/enhancer-binding protein zeta-like. NCBI's taxonomy places the organism in Eukaryota, Metazoa, Mollusca, Cephalopoda, Octopoda, Octopodidae. Gene Ontology annotation, cellular component: nucleus. The record is from RefSeq and is a predicted model, not a curated record. The transcript has 2 exons. Bases 222 to 3287 code for a protein of 1021 amino acids.
UUCACCGCUUGAAUUAUCUGCCCUUCCUAUCUGACACGCGGUGUCUUAGAUUAACUCGAAGCACAUGUUUCAGUUAAUUUGAUGAAAUGAUCGUUUUAAAAAAAGCAUAACAUUUCUCUAAUAUAUUAAAUCAGUAUAUUGAAAUAUAUCUCUUGAACUAAUCCACAGACAAGAAUCUUUUGAAUUUGUCAUCAACAUCUCCGAGAGUUCAUCAAUUAAAAAUGCCAGAAAAUUUGAAAAUAAAAAAGAAAGCUACCAAAAUGGAUAAAAGUCUUGUGAAGGAGGAAUCUGAUGAAAUUGUCUCUGAUGUACAAGCAUUUAUAAAAGAUCUCGGCCUCAAUACAUCAGUUCCAUCUAGUAUGAAAAGUAAUGUAUCUGCACAACCACUGCCUGAGGAUUUUAACUGGGGUGACAUGAUGCCAAAGAAAAAAGGAACCGUGCCGCCUUCUGCAUCCCAAACUGAAAAAGUGUCAGCUGAUACAUCAAAGGAUGCUGCAGACAGUAAAGGACCAAGUAAAAAAAAAUCAAAGAACAAAUAUAGACCUCAAACAGAUGAGGGUGUUGUGGGAUUAAAUAAAGUUUCUUCUGAGAAAGUCCAAGAUGAUGAGAUUUCGAGUACCACAAAAUCAGUUAAAAAAAAGAAAACUGGCGAGAAAAGUGGUAAGAAAGAAUUUAUAAAAUUAGUUGUUGAAGCAGGGACCGUUUGGUAUGAUUACCUAGAAAAGAAAAACAUGGACAACAAGAGUAGAGACAACACCAAUAAGACCAAGCGUACCAGUGCGAAACCUUUGGAGUCGGAAGCUGCAGAAAUUUUCCAGAAGGAUGUAGAAAAUUAUAAGAACCUGAGAGCUAAACGGGAACCUUCUGAAAGCAGUUGGUUUGAAAAGGUUAUUGCAUCUGGAACUUUGAGCGACAAAGAAGCAGCUUUCCAGCUUUAUGUGACUCAAUCACCUGUCCACAAUCUCGAUUCUUUGGAUAAUCUUAUUGCUAUGACACAGAAGAAAAGUCGCCAUGUUAACAUUAAAGCUGCACUUGUUUUGAAAGAUCUUUUUAUCAAAUAUAUUUUGCCACCGGACAAAACUCUAAUGUCAUUUCAUGAACACAAAACUGAUGAAUUAAGUAAUUCUAAUCGAAAGAAGCAACUUGCCUUGUGGUACUUUGAAAACGAAUUGAAGAAACGUUUUGGUGUUUUCGCUGAGUCAUUAGUUAGAAUGCUACAAGACAAUGUCGAUGCUUGCAAAGAAAAAGUAUUGGCUAUUAUUAGUGAAAUUCUUGUUUACACUUCUGAACAAGAGACUAUUUUACUGUCAUCUCUUGUAAAUAAAAUUGGCGACCCUAGUUACAAAGUAGCAUCAAAAACAAUAUACGUCUUGUCUAAAUUUUUGAAACUUUGUCCAUUGAAAAAAUUAAAGGUUAUCGAUGAGGUAGAAAUGCUUCUGUGCCGUUCUGGCAUGAAAGAGAGGGGCCUCUAUUACGCCUUUUGCUUCCUCUCUAAUCUUCGGUUAAAAGAAGGCGAAAGCAAAAUAGCUGAGAAACUUGUCAAUGUUUACUUGAAAUUCUUCCAGAAAUACAUUCAAAAAGGGGAAAUGGACAAUCGAAUGCUUAGUGCUAUUCUUUGUGGUAUCAAUUUUGCUUUUAAAAUUAUACAUGAAAAUCGAGAGUUCAUUGCAGAACAUACUGAAAUACUGUACAAAACUGUACAUCUUGUGAACUUUAAUACUAGCUUACAGGUAAUGAUGUUGCUGUAUCAAAUAAUGGAAUCAGAAAGUUUAUCUGAUCGAUUUUAUAUGGUUCUUUAUCGUAAAAUGUGUGACCCUGCCUUGAAGAGUUCAAACCGACACAUGCACUUCUUAAAUCUUGUCUUCAGAGCCAUUAAGAAUGACCACUCGGAAGCCAGAAUAAAAGCUUUUAUUAAAAGACUUCUUCAGAUAUGUCUUUAUCAGUAUCCUCCUUUCAUCUGCGGUUCUCUCUGUCUCUUAUCUGAAGUCUUUCGUGAGAAGCCUAAAUUGCUGAACCUGGACCAAAACGCUGAAAACUUGAUGGAUAGCGAGGAUGAGGAAUGCUAUAAAGAUGUUGAGUUAGACAGUGAUACAGAGUCUCCACAACAAGCAGCAUCAGAUUCAGAGUUGACGAAUAAGGAUGAUAACGAAGAAGAUUCCAAGUCAUCUGGACAGGUUUCUUCUUGGGUACAUCGUAAAAAUUUAAAAUAUGUUCCCACCAACAUAUAUUAUAUGCCACAUCACCGUAACCCUCUUUAUUGUCAAGCAGAGACAACACUAUUUUGGGAAUUAUACUUACUGUCAUUUCAUUUUCACCCAACUGUCUCUCUUUAUGCUUCGACAUUACUAAACAAUAAGUUUAUUGACCAUGAAGGUAAUCCUUUGCAAGAUUACACCUUGAUACGUUUCCUUGACAGAUUUGUAUUCAAAAAUCCAAAACAAAUUAAAGAGAAGUCUUCUGAGCCUAAAAAGAAUCGGUAUAUACCAACAGGUAUUAAACUAAUUCCUGCAAAUGAUAGAAAAUAUCUUGAAAAAGCGAAUAAAAUUCCUGUUGAGGAGAAAUAUCUCUAUCAGUAUUUCUUGCACAAAAAGGCUGUUACUACUGACAAGGGGAUUUUCAGUGAGGACGAAGAAGUUAGUGAUGAUGAAUUUGACCAAAUUCUUGACCAAUAUGAAAGAAAUGCAGAUGAUAAGGAAUUAACAGCAUUUGAUUUUUAUGGGGAACUUGGAAAACAAAGUGCGAAGAAGAGAAGCUUGGAAGCAGAUUUUAGUAGCAGUGAGGGCUCUGAUGAGGAGUCAGAUGAUGAAGUUGACUUAGGAGAAGAUUUUAUGGCAGAAUAUAAAGACUUUGGUGGGGAGAGUGAUAAUGAAAAUAGUAACUGUGAGUUUGAUGAAGAAAAUAUCAAAUUUUCUGAUGAUAGUGAUGGAGAGGAUGAUUAUGAGAAAUUUUGUAAACCCAAAAUUAAAAAACUGAAAAGGCUUAAAAAGGAAUCUGAACAGAAUCCUCAUGAUACGUCUAAGUUUUUCGUGGCUGCCGAGGAAUUUUCUCAUAUGCUAGAAGAUAACAUUGUGAGUAACAUUGGAAGCCAGGCAGUUGUGAACAAAGACAAAUCAAGUGCCAAACAGAUGAAAUGGGAAAUGGCCAGGGAACAGUGGAUGAAAAAAUCUGAUUGGAAACAGAAACGACAGCCAAAAUGGAAAAAGAAAAGUGGUAAUAAAAGUAAAUUUGUUACGAAACCUAAACAGAAAGGAGUAGGGAAAAAACAGAAAAGGAAAAAUUGGAAGUAAUUAAAACUGUUUUCAAUAAAUAUUUUUAAUAAUA